Molecule: messenger RNA, 1986 nt
Organism: Balaenoptera musculus (blue whale)
Lineage: Eukaryota; Metazoa; Chordata; Mammalia; Artiodactyla; Balaenopteridae
Gene: TOMM34
Product: translocase of outer mitochondrial membrane 34
Exons: 7
Coding region: 147-1112 (321 amino acids)
Cellular component (GO): cytosol; mitochondrion
Molecular function (GO): heat shock protein binding
Source: RefSeq, a predicted model, not a curated record
CCCUGCCCAGCUCCGUACCGCCCUCUCCCCGUCCGGGUAGUCGUUGCACCCAAACACUCGCAGCUAGUGCUUCCGCCCAGACGAGGUUCCGCACGCCUCGGCGCGGGGGACCGAGGCGACCCCCAGUUUACCGGUUCGGCGCCAGGAUGGCCCCCAAACUUCGAGACUCUGUGGAGGAGCUCCGCGCCGCCGGCAACCUGAGCUUCCGCAACGGCCAGUUCGCCGAGGCCGCCACACUCUACAGCCGCGCGCUACGGAUGCUGCAGGCGCAAGGUUCUUCAGACCCAGAAAAAGAAAGUGUUCUCUACUCCAACCGAGCAGCAUGCCACUUGAAGGACGGGAACUGCAUAGACUGCAUCAAGGACUGCACUUCAGCGCUGGCCUUGGUUCCCUUUGGCAUGAAGCCCCUGCUGCGGCGAGCGUCAGCCUACGAGGCUCUGGAGAAGUACACCCUGGCCUACAUGGACUACCUGACCGUGCUGCAGAUUGAUGACAGUGUGACGUCAGCCUUGGAAGGCAGCAGCAGCUGGAAACCUCUCUGUGAUCCUGCCUGCCUUUCCAGAAUGACCAGAGCUCUUAUGGACUCCUUUGGGCCCGACUGGCGCCAGAAGCUGCCCUCUAUCCCCUUGGUGCCUGUUUCAGCUCAGAAGAGGUGGGAGUGUUUGCCUUCGGAAAACUGCAAAGAGACGGCUAAAAGCAAAUCCAAAGAAACCACAGCUACGAAGAGCAGAGUGCCUUCUGCUGGGGAUGUGGAGAGAGCCAGAGUUCUGAAGGAGGAAGGCAAUGAGCUUGUAAAGAAGGGGAACCAUAAGCAAGCGAUUGAGAAGUACAAUGAGAGCCUCUGGUUUAGUAACUUGGAAUCCGCCACGUACAGCAACAGGGCGCUCUGCCAUCUGGUGCUGAAGCAGUACAAGGAGGCCGUGAAGGACUGCACAGAAGCCCUCAGGCUGGACGGAAAGAACGUGAAGGCGUUCUACAGACGGGCUCAAGCCUACAAGGCGCUCAAGGACUAUAAAUCCAGCUUUGCGGACAUCAACAGCCUCCUGCAGAUUGAGCCCAGGAACGGCCCCGCACAGAAGUUGCGGCAGGAGGUUAACCGGAGCUUAAACUAAAAACCCAGAGGGGCGGGCAGCAGGACACCUCUGCCUGACCACCUUCCUCCGUGCCUGCUCCCGGGACCCGGCAUGCCCCAGCGCCAGCUCCGAAGCACCCUCCUCUGCCCCUCAGAGACGUGAUGGCCUCCCACCCCUCAAGAGGAUUUGCCUGUUCAAAUUAAGCUCAGUGUAGUCAAAAACAAGACGCUUUGUUGGAAAGGUCUCUCCCUGCUCUGAACUCCCUGCGCUGCGGACAGUGAGCGGGUCACACAGGCAGGUCCUCGUAGGCAGAGCCCUCGGCUGGCUCUGCCUAGCACGCUCCAGACCGAGUUGCCCUUCCAGCGUCACCAGGCACCCUCACCGUGGUCCACCUGAGCAACCUGGGCUGGGGCGUGGGGGGUACUGGGAAGCCCUGAGCCGCCUACACCCAAAGCAGCCUGUUGAGCUGGUCUCCAGCGCUGCCGUCCCUGCCCGGUCCUCGGCACAGCACUCUGUGUUCUGAGCCCCAGUGCCUUUUGGCCGAGCCCUCCUUCGGUGGGGAUGCAGGACCUGGCCCUUGGCCGGCUUUGUCUGUGGCUCUGUGCCGCCGCCCCCUGCGUGGAGGCGCCUGAGCUGUUUCAAGAGCCGGAAGGUGUGGCUGCUGCUUCGGAAGGCGAGAUGGGGAGAAAGGCCUCCCGGAAGUCAGUGUCCUUCCGUCCCGGCAGGGACCCCUCGAGGCUUCGUAGUUCUUUGUAAUAUGUUGACGUUAAUCUGAACUGAACUGACAGAUUCUGUUGAACUGUGUGUUGAAGCUACCGCAUUAACGUUUUCUACCUAAAUGGCUGUUGUACUUUCAUUUAUGCUUUUCAGUUUUGGUUCAUUUUGGAACUUUGCAAUAAUAAAAAAAGAAGAC